This is a messenger RNA of Effrenium voratum, 2445 nucleotides long. NCBI's taxonomy places the organism in Eukaryota, Dinophyceae, Suessiales, Symbiodiniaceae. The record is from the annotation of a GenBank genome assembly.
AUGUCCAUUCACAGCUAUCGCGCCACGAUGUUCCGGGUCCACAAGCGCUCCAUGGCCGUGAACAAAAGGGCUGCGCCACCAAAUCUGUAUGAAAGCAAGGCCGUCCGCACUUGCCUGGCUCCGCAACUCGUGACGCUUCAGAAGGGGACAUCCUACCAGAACUUCUUUGCACAAGCUCUUGCCCAGCGGCAUGGCCGUCCGGCUGUGCAGGUCCAAAAGAGUCGUGUGUCGCCCAGAAGCAGGCCGACGUCCGGGUUUCCAAGCACAGCGCCUCUGUGCCAAAAUGUGAUCCCUCCAAGGUGCUCCGGCCAGCGGGGACCCGCGCACGCGCCGAGUCCGCCAGUCUCGGAGCUGGGAUCCAUUCCCUUGACGGAGGUUUGUUUCAGUGAGGGCUCGGUCUCCCGGCCAAAGACGGCUUCCAGCCGCAUGCCCAGCGUGCGUGCCAGCGCGCCCAGCAUGCCCAGUCAGGCCAGUCAGGCCAGUCAGGCCAGUCGGCCCAGCAGGCCCAGGUCCGCAAUGGAGCGAAGCUCGAGCUGCCGCUGGUCACGCAGCCGUACUCUCGGCUCUGCGUCUGCGCGGUCCGGACAAUCUGGGAAGCCAACCGAGCAGCAAGCUGGGCAGCAAGCUGGGCAGCAAGCUGGGCAGCAAGCUGGGCAGCAAGCUGGGCAGCAAGCUGGGCAGCAAGCUGGGCAGCAAGCUAGGCAGCAAGCUGGGAAAGCUGGGCUUUGGCCAAAGGAAGAAGCUGUCGAUCAGGCAGAUUUCAAGCCUAAGGAGGACAAUCCUGGAGUGCAUGUGAGGCGCAGCAGGGUGGUGCAUGUCAUGCCCGCGUGGGACCAGGCAGCGCAGAAGCUGGAGAUCCACGAUCCGCCCAUCCGCCUGGCGAAGGUGGACACCAGCAGAUAUGCGUCCGUGGGGGAGGAGAACGAGAUCCACGAGUACCCCACGAUGAAGCUCUUUGUGGAUGGCACUGUCUUCAGCUACGACGGGCAAGGCCGUGGGUGGCAACAGAUCGUGAAAUGGGUGAAUCGGCACUUGGAGCGCGACCAUGUGCUCAAAUCAGUGGAGGAUGCGGAGACCUACUUGCACGACAACGAGCUUGCAGUGGUCGGGCUUUUUCCCGACGGAUUCGACAGCAGCAGCUUCGUGAAGGCGGCCACGCACUACGAUGACAUUGUCUUUGCAGAGGCCAGGGGCCAGGCCAUUGCCACCGAGAUCGCCGACCACCUCGGCAGGCACGCGCGCCUGCUCUGCGAGACAAUUACAGUGGGUCAGAGCAGCUCAAGUAGCAAGGAGGUCACUCUUCCCCGUGACGACCUGCACUGCGACGGCUCUCCCAGGAAUCCACAACGCCCAGAGUGGACCGACAAGUUCGAGGUCGCCGUGCAAGGCAAGACCCUGACGGUGAAACGAACUGACCAGUCUGCCGGCUGGGGUCAACUGAUUCAGAUCAAGUGCUGUGACGACGAGAAGAAGGUGGAGAAGGAGCAUCCAAAGUUUCCGGUGCCAUCUGUGGUGAUGUUCUUCCCUUAUGACGAGCGUUACGCAAUUUUCGAGGGCGAUCUCACAAACUACCAUGCGCUGGACAAGUUCAUCAAUGGCAGACGCACGCCCACUGUGAUGCGUAUGGACCAAGACGCAGCAGAGAAGAUUUUUAGUGCCAACCCGGACAACGUGCCGGCACUGAUCUUCAUCACUGACAGUGCUGACAGUGCAGAAGAGAAAGUGUUCAGAGAGGCAGCCAUGAAGCUUCGGGGCCGCGUGCACGCCUGCAUUUCCGGCACAUCCUCGUUGAUGGAGCGGCGCGUGGUGGAGAUGGUCGGCGACGGGCAGCCUCCGCUGCUGGCGCUCGUGGAGGUCCCAAGCUAUGAGAGCACCAGGGGUCAGUACCACGUCCCCAGGAAGUAUCGACUGCCACUUGGAGGAGCCACGUCAGAGAAAAUCGUGGGCUUCGUGUCCGACUUUGAGGGUGGCAGACUGAAGCCUUGGCUGAAGAGCGAGGCGGAGCCUUCGGCCGAGGACAUGAAAGUGGCUGUGGUGCCACUUGUGGGCACCACCUUCACGGCCGGGGUUGAAGAUGAGAGCAAGGAUGUUUUGGUAGACUUCUUUGCUCCUUGGUGCGGCCAUUGCCGAAAGUUUGAGCCGCUCUACAAGGAGCUUGCCAAGAACUUGAGACACGUGAAGUCCCUCAAGAUCGCCAAGAUAGACGCCACCCGGAACGAGGUUGAGGGCGUGCAAAUCACUGGCUUCCCUACAAUCAUUCUCUUCCCUGCCGGCAAGUUGCCAAAGCGGCACGUUAUGUACCAUGGCAGCCGUCAGCCAGAAGACAUGAUUGCCUGGCUGCAAAGAGAGUGCAGCAUCAAGUUCGACGCGAAGCCGCCGCCGGUGAAGGAGGGCGCUGAAGCUGCGGAAAGCGGCCUACUGGACCCCGAUGAAGAGGAUUUGUGA